Molecule: messenger RNA, 5022 nt
Organism: Triplophysa rosa
Lineage: Eukaryota; Metazoa; Chordata; Actinopteri; Cypriniformes; Nemacheilidae
Product: collagen alpha-1(II) chain
Exons: 21
Coding region: 952-3165 (737 amino acids)
Molecular function (GO): extracellular matrix structural constituent
Source: RefSeq, a predicted model, not a curated record
UCACUGACUCACUUACUCACUCACUCACUCACUCACUCACUCACUCACUCACUCAUUUACUCACUCACUUGAUCACUCAAUCACUCACUCGAUCACUCACUCACUUGAUCGUUGACUCACUUACUCACUCACUCCAACACUCAAUCACAUACUCGCUCACUCACUGACUCCAUUACUCACUUGAUCAUUCACUCGCUUGAUCACUCACUUAUUUGAUCACUCACUUGAUCAUUGACUCACUCCAUCACAUACUCGCUAUCUCACUCACUUAUUUGAUCACUCACUCCAUCACUCACUCACUCACUCACUCACUCAAUCAAUCACCCACUCCAUCACAUACUCGCUAUCUCACUCACUUGUUUGAUCACUCACGCACUCACUCGCUCACUCACUCACUCACUCACUCAAACAACCACGCACUUAAUCUCUCACUCGAUCACUCACUCACUCACUGGAUCACUCACUCACCCACUCACUCGAUCACUCACAUGAUCAUUCACUCACUAUCUUACUCACUCACUCGAUCAUUCAAUCACUCGAUCACUCACUCACUCGAUCAAUAAAUCACUUACUCACUCGAUCACUCACGCACUCACACGAACACUCGAUUACUCACUCACUAUCUUACUCACUCACUCGAUCACUCAAAAACUUGAUUACUCACUCACUCACUCACUCACUCACUCACUCACUCACUCACUCACUCACUCACUCACUCACUCACUCACUCGAUCAUUGACUCACUUACUCGAUCACUCACUCACUCUCUCUCUCUCACUCACUCACUAACUCGAUCACUCACUCACUCUCUCACUCACUCAUUCACUCACUCUCUCACUUACCUACUUGUGCAUUGAUUGAUGUAUCCAUUCAUUGACUUAAUAUGAUGUGUAGGGUGGUGUUGGUCCUGCUGGUCUUUUGGGUGCUCACGGACCGCCGGGUCUGCAGGGAAUGCCUGGAGAAAGAGGAACACCCGGUGUGUCUGGACCUAAGGGUGACAGAGGAGACAAUGGUGAUAAAGGACCUGAGGGAGCUCCUGGAAAAGAUGGUGCAAGAGGUUUAACUGGUCCUCUCGGUCCUCCUGGUCCCGCUGGACCCAACGGUGAGAAGGGUGAAUCUGGACCCGCGGGACCCUCUGGAGCUGCCGGUAGCCGCGGAGGUCCUGGUGACAGAGGAGAGACCGGUCCUCCUGGUCCUGCUGGUUUUGCUGGUCCACCUGGUGCAGAUGGACAGCCUGGUGUUAAAGGUGAACAGGGUGAGGGUGGACAGAAAGGUGACGCUGGUGCUCCCGGCCCUCAGGGACCCUCUGGAGCUCCAGGUCCUCAGGGGCCAACUGGUGUUUCUGGACCAAAGGGAGCACGUGGUGCUCAAGGACCUCCUGGUGCUACAGGUUUCCCUGGAGCUGCAGGUCGAGUUGGACCACCGGGCCCCAAUGGUAACCCAGGUCCCGCUGGUGCUGCUGGUCCUCCAGGCAAAGAUGGACCGAAGGGUGUGAGUGGUGAUGGUGGUCCUCCUGGAAGACCGGGUGAUGCUGGUUUACGUGGACCGGCCGGUCCCCCAGGCGAGAAGGCAGAGCCCGGUGAAGACGGUCCUCCUGGUCCAGACGGUCCAUCGGGUCCGGCAGGUCUGGCUGGACAACGCGGUAUCGUUGGACUUCCAGGACAGCGCGGUGAAAGAGGUUUUCCAGGUUUACCUGGACCUUCUGGGGAACCUGGCAAACAAGGGGCUCCUGGUGGACCUGGAGACCGUGGACCUCCCGGACCUGUAGGAUCUCCUGGACUCACGGGACCUGCUGGAGAACCUGGUAGAGAGGGAAAUCCAGGAUCUGAUGGUCCUCCAGGCCGAGAUGGUGCUCCAGGAAUUAAGGGUGAUAGAGGUGACACCGGUCCAGCGGGCUCUCCUGGCGCUCCCGGUGGUCCUGGUGCACCUGGUCCGGUUGGACCCACGGGUAAACAGGGGGACAGAGGAGAGGCCGGACCAAAAGGACCCGCUGGACCUUCUGGACCCGCUGGAGCUCGAGGAAUGCCCGGACCACAAGGGCCGCGGGGAGAUAAGGGAGAGGCUGGCGACACAGGCGAUAGAGGACAGAAAGGACACAGAGGAUUCACCGGUCUUCAGGGUCUGCCAGGGCCUCCUGGCCAGCCCGGUGACCAGGGUGCUACUGGACCUGCCGGACCUGCCGGAGCAAGAGGUCCCCCAGGCCCUGUCGGUCCAUAUGGAAAAGAGGGAACAAACGGCUCGCCUGGACCCAUCGGACCCCCUGGACCUCGUGGUCGUUCUGGCGAGAACGGGCCAGCCGGUCCCCCUGGAAACCCCGGACCUCCCGGUCCUCCUGGCCCAGCAGGGCCUGGUAUCGACAUGUCUGCAUUUGCUGGUCUGUCUCAACCUGAAAAGGGCCCAGAUCCCUUGAGGUACAUGAGGGCAGACCAAGCGGCAGAAGGAACUCCACAGCAUGACGCAGAGGUAGAUGCUACUCUGAAAUCCCUGAACAACCAGAUGGAGAACAUCCGCAGCCCUGACGGUACUAAGAAGAACCCUGCCCGCACCUGCAGAGAUCUCAAACUCUGUCAUCCCGAUUGGAAGAGUGGCGAGUACUGGAUCGAUCCUAACCAGGGCUGCACGGUUGAUGCUAUCAAGGUGUUCUGCAACAUGGAGACGGGUGAGACUUGUGUGUAUCCAAAGCCCUCAAACAUACCACGCAAGAACUGGUGGAGCAGCAAGGGUACAGAACGAAAACAUGUGUGGUUCGCAGAAUCCAUGAAUGGUGGAUUCCACUUCAGCUAUGGAGAUGACAAUCUGGCACCGAAUACAGCGAGUAUUCAGAUGACCUUCCUGAGACUUCUGACCACAGAGGCUUCGCAGAACGUCACGUACCACUGCAAGAACAGCAUCGCCUACAUGGACGAGGCCAACGGCAACCUGAAAAAGGCUUUGCUGUUGCAGGGCUCCAAUGAAGUGGAGAUCAGAGCUGAGGGCAACAGCCGCUUCACGUACACUGUUCUCCAGGACGACUGCACGAAACACACAGGACAAUGGGGAAAGACGGUGAUCGAGUACAAGUCACAGAAGACUUCACGUCUACCCAUCGUGGACAUCGCCCCUAUGGACAUCGGAGGAGCAAACCAGGAGUUUGGUGUGGAUGUGGGAGCAGUGUGUUUCUUAUAAAGACAAAGCAGCGUAGACUGCACUCGGUCCGGAGCGAGAGGGAACAGACGAGAGGAUGAGUUAAAUCAAUGCUGGUGUAGAAUCUGCACUGACUCAUCCAGAGCUCUCUCAUCUCUCUGAGAACAUUACAUUACGCCAGUGACAAAGACGACAUCUUGGGUUUAUUUAUUUAUUGUUAAGGUGCUAUUCCCCCUGUGCAUUUGAUUCAAGUAUUGUACGACAGUGAGUGGCCUACCUAGUAUCCCUUUCCCAUCUUCAUCUAUCAAUAGGCCCAAAAGCAAACUUUUUUUUCUUUAGCAUCACCGUGUAUGUUUGUACUGAUGUGCAUUAGGAUGGUGCUACUCUCACAACACAAGCCGCGUCUCUUUCCCAAACGACGGGAUAGAUCAAUGACAGAUGACUGUCAGCUUUACAGUGUUUUGAAGUCUUACUUACACUCCCUACAGCCCUACUUCAUUCAGUGUUUCAAUGGUUUCUAGUAAGCUACCUCAUGCAGGACGAAACCAUCAGCGAUGGACUAUAACAUCAGCACUGGUCAGAUGGUCCGAGAUAGAAGAUCAGUUCUCAUCCACUGCAGGCUCCUGUAUAUGUGAUCGUUGCAAAGUUGAGGAUUGUUUUAGUCUUGUUUCUUUGGGUUUUGUGGUUUUAUUAAAUGUAAAUGUAAUUGAAAGUUUGAAAACGUAGAACCCACCUAUUGCGUUUCUUGUUGUUGUUUAGAUGCACUCUUUAGAAAUAGGGUACAAGCCAGCUACUCCUGCACAUCAACCCAUCAUGUUUUGUGAAUUUGUUUUCUUCUGAAAUUAAAGGAUUUUAUUUCAGACUCAUGUAUCUGAUGAUUGUCAUAUAGCAUGGGGAACAGAGGUGGGUCGAUCUGUUUCAAUAUUGUUUCCUUGCUGAAGUAGAUCUGAGCACAGCAGUACAUGCUUCACGUUUGUGCUCGUGUGAUGCUUCAGCAGUGCUGCCAUUUUAUGCUCUGGCUGUUUUAUAACAGAACUGACAAUCUUCAAGUAAACUCCAUUAGGAUUAGAGUAGAGCGUCAUAAAUUUGAAGCAGCUCACAAGUAUGACAAGCAGAGAAAGUUUGAAAAGCGAAGAGACAAGAAACCAGAAACCAUCAUCACGUCAUGCAUUUAGCACAUUGAUGUGAUGUUCUGUUUGGAAGGAGUUCUGUCAAUCAUCUCUCAAGCAUCCUCUCUCCUCCUCCACAGCUCCUUCCGGACUUCACUUAAUUGUGUUUGACUUGAAGAAGUGCGCGUACGCAUUCGAGUGUACAGUAAAAGACUUGCAUGCUGAUGACGAUAAGGGUAAAGUUUCACUGUCCUCACUUUGAAUCAGCGACGCACAGAAAUGAAUUUCAUGAAGUAAAUAUUAAUAUAAUGCUUUGGCUCAUAUUGUUUCAGUCAUAAAAACCUCUCCCCUACUCGCUAGGUGCUUUUAUAAACCACACCGUGUUUUAGCAGUAUGUGUGUUCACAGAGAAUUAAACCGCUAACAUAAGACACAUUUAUAUGCAGUUUACUUAUUCAGUUCAAAUCAAGUUUCUUUACACAGCACUUUUCACAAUGUUUGUUGUUGUAGAGCAGCUUUACAUGCGUUAAAAUAAAAUAAUUAAAAGAAACAAAUAUCCACACAAGUGACCAAAGUAUGAUCAAAUAGUGUUCAAGAGCCUCAUUUAUAAAACUUCUCAAAACCGUUGUCAAUUUGAUCAUUUCUCAAAUGUGAGUACUUGUGUGUCACAGAAAAUUGAACAUACAAAAAUAUGUAUGACAACACCUCUCUACCAGAUGUGGUAAAUUGUAAAGAUGAUCAUGUAAUUGUGUGCAGAUCCCCUGUAACCGCUCAAUAAUAAUAAACAUCAU